AAGACUGAGACUUCUGUGGACGGGAAUAAAUACCACGAGUAAUCUCCCACCUUUAGCCGCCAAUGAACAUGCAGCCAUCUCAUCCUUUCAGAAUCCAGCUACUGAAGCCCACACCACAAACCUCUAUUUGUACAAAUUUUUAGCCUUUCUUCUGCUACAUUGUUACCAGAAAUGCCAUCCAUUUUAGGCUAAUACAACUCCUCUUGUCCGAAGAAAUCAGGUCUAAAAUGGGCAACUCCUUAUGAGUAAAUCACUGUUUUUUGCUAGAGAAUUGAUGAGAGAGCUGAGCUUCUAAAACCAUUAUUGCUCAGUUAAUAAGCUUUUUGCCUAAAAUUUGAAGGAGGGUCUUAAGGAAACAAAAAAGGUGCUCAGGAGUGAAGAUAGGCAUGCGGGCAUUGAUGUCUUUCUGCUUCAUCCAGAAAACCUCAUCGACUAAUUAACUCCAUCUAAAAAAUCUCUCUGUGCUGAUUUGGCCUUACCAUGAUGGAGACAUGAUCCCAAUAAAGAUCCUUCCUUCUUUACCAGGGUGAAGCUUGAUCAGGACGAAACUGCACCCACCAGUAUUGCGGAUAUAUGUCCUCAAAAAAUAAAGAGCUUCUGUCCACUUCCAUGAAGAGAACCAGUGGAUGGAUUUUCUCCCAGGAAAUCCCCAGCGAUGUGACUGUUCUUGCUGGAGGAGCUUCCUUUUCAUUGCAUAAGUUUCCAUUAGUCUCAAAGUGUGGAUACAUAAGGAAACUGGUAUCAGAAUCUAAUGAUGCUGAUCUUCCUGAGAUUCAAAUCCUGGAUAUCCCUGGCGGGGCAGAAGCAUUUGAACUUGCAGCCAAGUUCUGCUAUGGAAUCAAUUUCGAAAUAAGUAAAGAAAACAUUGUCUUGCUUAGAUGUGUCGCCGAGUAUCUAGAGAUGACUGAGGAUUAUGCAGUUGGAAACUUGGUGGCAAGAACUGAAGCCUACUUGAGCGAAGUGGCACUCAAGAGUCUCGCUGGGGCGGUUUCUGUCUUACACCUAUCAGAAAACCUCCUUCCAUUGGCGGAGAAAUUAAAUUUGGUGAGUCGAUGCAUAGAUGCAAUAGCAUUCAUGGCCUGCAGGGAAAGCCAGAGCCAGUUUUCUAUGUCAGGUAGGUCUAAUAGCGGCAAUGAAGGCGUGCUUUCUUCCAAGGCGUCUCAGCCAAAGCCUAUUGUUGAUUGGUGGGCUGAAGAUUUAACUAUUCUUAGGAUUGAUAUCUUCCGAAGAGUCUUGAUUGCAAUGAUGGCUGGAGGGUUUAAACAAUAUGCUCUGGGUCCCAUACUUAUGCUCUAUGCACAGAAAUCUUUACGAGGUUUGGAAUUAUCUGGAAGGGGGAGGAAGAAAAUUGAACCACAACAAGAGCAUGAAAAGAGGGUUGUUUUAGAGACAAUCGUGAGUCUUCUUCCAAGGGAGAGAAAUGUACUGUCGGUUAGCUUUCUAUCUAUGCUGCUUCGUGCAGCAAUACAUCUCAAAACAACAGUUGCUUGCCGGCUUGAUUUGGAGAAGAGGAUGGCCUUGCAAUUAGGACAAGCCGUCUUGGAUGAUCUCUUAAUUCCUUCACACUCAUUUACUGGGGACACAUUGUUUGAUGUGGAUACAGUUCAGAGUAUCAUGAUGAAUUACCUCGACUACGAAGUGGAAGGAGACCGAUUGGGGUACCAAACAGAUGAUGAGUAUUUUUCUCCUCAGCUAAGCAACAUGGAACGAGUUGGGAAGUUGAUGGAGAACUACCUAGCUGAAAUAGCCUCUGACAGUAACUUAACUGUUUCAAGAUUCAUUGGUCUUGCUGAACUUAUUCCAGAACAAUCAAGGAUAACAGAAGAUGGAAUGUAUAGAGCCAUAGACAUCUUCCUCAAGGCUCAUCCUGCUUUACGUGACAUGGAGAGGAAGAAAGUGUGCAGUUUGAUGGAUUGUCAGAAGCUGUCUAGGGAGGCUUGUGCUCAUGCUGCUCAAAAUGACCGGCUUCCUGCUCAGACUGUGGUUCAGGUGCUAUACUAUGAGCAGCAGCGCCUUCGAGAUGUCAUGAAUGACAAUCUCAUGGGUGGUGAUUCUGCACUCCCUUCCAAGAUGAAUCUAUAUUCCACUGAUAUCCUUCCUGUUUCUGAUGAGAUUUCCAGCCUAAAGAGAGAGAAUGAAGACUUGAAAAUAGAGCUUGUGAAAAUGAAGAUGCGAUUGAAGGAAAUUGAAAAAUCUGGAAGCAGAUCAACCACAGUCAGUCCAAUGUAUAAUACUAUGCCAUCUGCUGAUAAACCUCCUUUGCCUCGAAAAUCAUUUAUAAACUCCGUGUCAAAAAAGCUUGGACGGCUUUAUCCUUUUGUGCGUGCUGAGGGUGACUCCAUUGCCAAGGCUCGGGCAAAACCCAGCAAGAAUAGGCGGCAUUCCAUAUCUUGAAACAUGUUCACCGUUGAGCUCUGCACUGUAUGGGGAGUAUAGUGUCUCGAUUAUUUUUUAUUUUUUUGGGGCUUUGUUUUUAGGACAGGCUUGAGAAGACUAGUAGCCAGCAAGCUGUCUGUUUUCAUUUUCUCCUUUUAUCUCUACUUCUGCUUCUUUUGCGUGAUAUUCUUGUAAAUAACAUUGUCAUUUUGUCUUUAUGUCAUCAAUAGUCAAAUUGAUGUUCUGAAAAAAAAAAUUGAAUGCUGCAACCAGUACGUACUGCAAUUCCUUCUGGCUGGACUGCAGAGAAACUCAGAGCCCGCAAACACUAGGACUCGAGUGAACGAAGGUCAGCAAAUUUCGUGUUUCUCCCCCUUCCAAAGCUGCUCUAUUGAAUGUGACUAGUGGUUCAGAAGCAAUGGACCUCAUUUGAUCAACACAACCCAGAAACUGUUCCCAUCUCCUAUCUUGUUAAAAACAUGUCUUUGAUAUGUUCUGAUGAUCAGAUUGCCCCUUUA
This is a messenger RNA of Hevea brasiliensis (rubber tree), 2894 nucleotides long. Its product is annotated as BTB/POZ domain-containing protein SR1IP1. Bases 574 to 2394 code for a protein of 606 amino acids. NCBI's taxonomy places the organism in Eukaryota, Viridiplantae, Streptophyta, Magnoliopsida, Malpighiales, Euphorbiaceae. The transcript has 5 exons. The record is from RefSeq and is a predicted model, not a curated record. Gene Ontology annotation, molecular function: protein binding.